AUGUCAACUUCAAUUCGGCGAAUUCUUCCCGCAGUCUUGGCUGCUCUGGCGGUCUUCAUCGAGCCCGCUUUGCAGACUUGCUCUUCCCACACAGAUUGUAGUUUGAAUGGCAUUUGUCAAGAUAAUAAAUGCAUAUGCGACCCGGGGUGGCGAGCUGAUGACUGCGGCGAGCUGGAUGUACAGCCCACAGUCAAGUACUCUGGCUUGAACCUCUCAGAUACAGGGACAUCAACCUGGGGCUCCAGAAUCAUCCAUGGUCCCAUGGACAAACAAAUGUUUCAUAUGUUCGUUUCGGAGUUCCCGGGUGGUUGCGGACUGGACUAUUGGGCACCGUUCAGCCGCAUCGCCCGCGCCGAAUCGAGGACUGGUCCGUUAGGUCCUUACAAUUUGGUAGAGGAGGUUGUUGGUGCCUUCGCUCAUAAUCCAACAGUCGUGUUUAGCGCCAAAGAUGGUCUAUACGCACUCUAUUAUAUUGGGUGCCCCAUGGUCCUACCCUCAAGUUGCUCUCAUAUGCAAUUUACUUGUGGCAAGGGCAAUGACGCCAACGGCGAAAGCGGGAUUUCGCUCGCUACCUCUCCAGAUCUCAGAACCUGGACCUUCCACGGCGAGGUUUUUUCAACUGGAGGCGGUGGUGCUUGGGACGAGACAGUGAUCAACCCAUCAGCGUUUGUGCUUGAAGGCGGCCCAGGAUCAGAUGAUUCCAUUCUUCUCGCAUACCGUGGCUGUCCGUACAACUGCCAUCCUUACCCGCCUUACGGUCCUGAGCUUAUCAGCAUCGCAUCCGCCUCUUCGUAUGCCGGACUUUACAAGCGUGUUGAGGGGGGGCCCUUGUUCAAGGAUGAGAACGAGGAUCCGUUCCUCUGGCGCGACAAGCGUGGAAACUAUCACAUGCUCUUGCACUCUCUUGAGCCCGAAGGCGGGUUUGGACUCGGGCCCAAAGUGGGACGACACGCUUAUGCUGCCUCCUGGGAUGGACCUUGGACCUUUGGCAGCAAGACUCUGGCGUUUAACACUACGGCGUUCUUCACGGAUGGGACUUCCAUUGACUUUCAUCGACGGGAGCGCCCCCAGAUAUUUUUUUCUGAGGACGGUGAAAUGACACCUCUGUACAUGACGAAUGGUGUGCAGGAGAAGGGGAAAGCCGGGAGCUACACUUUGAUUGUGCCGAUUGGCCAGGAAUUCAAGAAAUUCGAGCAAAGCUUAGGAAUUAGUGAGGCAAAGCACGAUGAACUCUAA
This is a messenger RNA of Clonostachys byssicola, 1236 nucleotides long. NCBI's taxonomy places the organism in Eukaryota, Fungi, Ascomycota, Sordariomycetes, Hypocreales, Bionectriaceae. The record is from the annotation of a GenBank genome assembly.